AAUCCUUUAUUUGUUGCAGUGUGUAACUUCGUGGUGCACGACCGCUGUCUCAAGGCCGUCGUCUCUCCCUGCUCCAGCAUCGCGGCAAGCCUGAUUAAGAACCCGGUCGCACACUGUUGGUCCGAACAAGUACAUCAUAAAAGAAAAUUCUGCAACGUCUGUCGGAAACGUUUGGAUGAUAAUAAUCCAUCCAUACACUGCGAAAUAUGCGAGUACUUCGUGCACAUAGAAUGCCAAGAUUUCGCGGUGGCAGACUGCAAGGAGAAUGCCACGUACUUGCCUGGGAAGGACCUGUCAGCAGUGAAACACACUCAUCACUGGCGGGAAGGCAAUCUUCCGAGUAGCUCUAAAUGCGCUGUAUGCAAGAAGAGUUGUUUUACUGUCGAGUGCCUUGCCGGGUUUCGUUGCGAGUGGUGCGGCAUGACGUCGCACGCGUAUUGUUACAAGAAUAUCCCCCAAGAAUGCACCUUUGGUAACUUGGAACCAAUUUACCUGCCACCACAUGCAGUUAGUAUUCCGCGUACCGAAGUUCCCAUGGAAGCCAUCAUUGGAGUACAAGUGCGUCGUAAAGAAGUGCCGACUCGUGAGUAUUCUUGCCAUAACAUCGGAGAGCAAUUCGAUUUCGCUGAGAGUGAGCAAAAUGGGGCUGCAGGCCGCCUAGCCGAAGCUUUGAGGCGCCUUUCGCUAGUUUUGCCACGUAGCUGCCAUGGAAAUUGUCAUGCUUCCCCUCCUUAUGUUCGAGCGCGGAGCACGUCAGAAGAAUUUGGUAGCGACGCGAGGUAUCGUGAUAAUGGAGAACCGACACAGGGAGCAGCGCAUGGCCGUGAUCCGCGUUCUCCUAAAGAGAAAGAAGACAAAGAAAGAGGUGACGAAGAGAUGAUUAAAGUGUACGACGGCAACAGCUCCUUGAGGCGAAGAAUAUUUCGAGUGAUUCCGGUACCCAGGCAGGCUACGACAGAGCAGGUUCUCACAUUGGCAUUGCGCGCAUUUCACAUCACAAAAGAUCCUAGUAACUUUUACUUAACCGACCUGUAUGCUGCGGAGGAAACUGAGUUGUGUGACCCGACACCUGUUUUAAAUUUAAAUCGCCAAGAAGGCAAACGUCCGGCUGUGUUCUUACGAUUUAAAAAUAACGACAGUGGGGAAGUACGAGUUUAUCCCGGCAAAUUGCAGGUAUCAGAGUCAUUCUGUAUAGUACCUGUUACCGAAGCAACAACUGUUGCAGACUUAAUAAACGAAGCACUUGAGAAGUUUGGUUUACAAAAUUUUAAUUGCGAUGACUAUAGGUGCAGUGAAAUUCUUUUAGACCGUGGCGUGACGGAAAGGGUUUUGUCCUGGGACGAAAGACCUUGGGAUAUCGUUAAGAAGCUGGGAAAAGAUUCUAUUAGGCAAAUGGAACUAAUGCGGUUCUAUCUACAGUUAAAGCAAGACCCCCAUGGACCCAACUUGGCUUUAUUCGUGGGCAACUUGCCACCAAAUCUUUCUGAAAGAAGUUAUGAGAAUAUGUUGAUAGAAUUUUUAGGAAAAGGUUGGUGUGUGACUUGA
Molecule: messenger RNA, 1545 nt
Organism: Formica exsecta
Lineage: Eukaryota; Metazoa; Arthropoda; Insecta; Hymenoptera; Formicidae
Product: diacylglycerol kinase theta-like
Exons: 10
Biological process (GO): diacylglycerol metabolic process; lipid phosphorylation; intracellular signal transduction
Molecular function (GO): ATP-dependent diacylglycerol kinase activity
Source: RefSeq, a predicted model, not a curated record